Eriocheir sinensis (Chinese mitten crab) is the source of this 936-nucleotide messenger RNA. RefSeq names its product RNA-binding region-containing protein 3-like. Gene Ontology annotation, biological process: mRNA splicing, via spliceosome. Gene Ontology annotation, molecular function: pre-mRNA intronic binding; U12 snRNA binding. Lineage: Eukaryota; Metazoa; Arthropoda; Malacostraca; Decapoda; Varunidae. Gene Ontology annotation, cellular component: U12-type spliceosomal complex. Bases 442 to 936 code for a protein of 164 amino acids. The record is from RefSeq and is a predicted model, not a curated record. The transcript is spliced from 5 exons.
UUUGAUCUGUUCACCUUCUUAUUAUUUUCUCUCUUAUCUUCCUUCUUCUUCUUCCUCUGCCUCCUCCUCCCGAGCCACCUGUGACAUCAAGCUCCAGUUCAGGCUCACCCGAUGUAAACAAACACCCUUAACGUUUACCGUGUGACGUUUACCCCUCAUGACGUUCCCCUUCCUCCCCUUGCCUUAAUAUAUCACUCAGUGUGGCUUAGAAGUCCCGCAUCACAUAAGUCAGUCUCCUCCCCUUGCCUUAAUAUAUCACAUGUCUGUCUCGCCAUCCAGCAGAGUGUUGUUAUAAGCUCUCAAAAUACACCGUUCACCGUUUACCGCUUACCCUUUGAUGAGGUUCCAUGCCCCUUCUUUUUUUUUUACCUGUAACGCUUUGUAUCGCUUCUUAGGUCCUCCUCCUCCUCUUGGUCCUCACUUCUUAUUCACUCCUUUUCAAUGGUACGUAACUUUCCCCGCUCCACCAUGCCCACCACACUCAAGGUCUGGUCGUUCCACAAAUCCAUUUCUCGGGAGGCGAAGGAGGACUUACUGAGGCACUUCGGGGCGCUGUCAGUCCGGCAUGUUGGGCGGCGAGGCAAGGACGAGGCGCUGCUGGCAAGCUUCAAGAGUGAUGGUGACUGCAGGUACGCUCUGGGCAAGCUUCACCAGCAGGAGGUCCUCGGCGUGAGACUGAAGGCCGUGUUCCAGGACUCAGCGCCGCCCCUGCCAGCACAAGAGCCUCACAGGUGCCAGGAGAAUGUGGAGCCAGACGAGGGAGCCCAGGAGGAGAAAAUGCAGCAGAAAUUAAAGGAGUUUGAGGUCAGCUUGUGCUCCAUUGCUUCCUCACUGGGCAUCAACCACCCCAUCCCACCCAACCUUAGGUAUGUGUAUCCUCCCCCCUCAGCUUCAGUCAUCGCCAACAUUGCUGGCGCUCACGAGGUCCCCAAAUGA